Trypanosoma conorhini is the source of this 1464-nucleotide messenger RNA. RefSeq lists its product as uncharacterized. Gene Ontology annotation, biological process: RNA (guanine-N7)-methylation. Gene Ontology annotation, molecular function: tRNA (guanine(46)-N7)-methyltransferase activity; protein binding. NCBI's taxonomy places the organism in Eukaryota, Euglenozoa, Kinetoplastea, Trypanosomatida, Trypanosomatidae. Bases 1 to 1464 code for a protein of 487 amino acids. Gene Ontology annotation, cellular component: cytosol; nucleus; tRNA methyltransferase complex. The transcript has a single exon. The record is from RefSeq and is a predicted model, not a curated record.
AUGGUUGCAGUUGGCAGUGCUGGGGCUCAUGGCUACACUGUGUCGUUUGCCUCCACGCGCGAGGAGUGCACUGUUGCGUUCGGCAUCGCCACUAAAAUCUUUCUUGCCCGCAGCAGCGAGACAGGGGAGCAGGUGCUCACGGUAGAUGACGGACAAGUGGUACGCGGCACCGCCCUCUUGCGUGCCCCAAGCGGUGCCCUUUGUGUUGCCGCUGGAGGUGACGGGAAACACAUCAAUGUGUAUCACGUGGGAUCAGCAGAGCCUUCACUAGAGUCACAGUCCCAUGCGAGAAAUGGCCGUGCCGGUGAACUGCGGUCAUUAUUUUCCUUUGGGCCUCACGCAAAGCGCAUUACCCACGUUGCGGCCUGCGAUGAGGCCUCCAUUCUUUUCGCAGAUAAAUUUGGGGAGGUGUUCCGCCUUGGCCUUGCAUGGGGAUUGAGUGACUCUUUGACACUGGCACCCGGUGAUGCAACAGCGCCCAUGUUUCUCUUGCAGCACUUUAGUGUGAUGAGUACCCUCUUUCUCUCUGCGCCAAUCCGGCAGGCAAUAAACGAUACUGCCGAAGCACGAAGGCUUUUUACCUGCGACAAGGACUGCCAUGUUAGGGUUAGUUGUUACCCCGACACGUUUCGAAUCGAACAAUUUUUGUGGAUUGAGGCCCCACAGUCGGUGGUAACCUCCAUUGCGGAGCUCCCUGACCUCUCGGAAAGGCGGCAGCACUCCUACUUUGUGACGGGAAACUUUGAUGGAGAGGUGCAUUUGUGGGUUGCGGAUAACACCUUGACGGCUGCCUGCCCCACGGAGCCGUUUACUCUCCUUUGCUGUCUUCCUGCGCCGAAGGAAGCUGGACUGAACGCGGAAGGAGCGACUGCUGUUGUAUCUGUGGUGUAUGUCGCAUUGCCAUCGUCACCCGAUGGUGUUGGCAAGCACGCGGGAAAGGAGUAUUCACGUGGGGUUCUUGUCGCCUAUGCGAGUACAAGCGAUGUGGUGUUUGUUCCACUCCUGCAGUGUAAUGAUGACUAUAGGCUUUCGCUUUCCACGGAGAAUGUCACUCGAAUGCGCGUGGAUUCGCCUCCGCUUGCAAUGGUGGGGUUGGCUACCAACUCGGCCCUUGUGCUGGGGCGCACUGGGCGCGUGCAGGUUCUGCAACUUGUGGAUGUGGCGGGGGAGCCACCAGCCAUUCGUCUCGCGGAAUCGCGACAUGCGGCACUUGAGACGGCAGUAGGGGAACUCGCGAAGGGAAGCGGGGGAAGCUUGCUGAAAGAAAUGAAGCUCUUUUCGCAGUGGCGGUACGACGCCGUCGAUCCUCGCACGCGCAGGACGGGGAAGACAAGGACCGCCUCCGAGGAAGACGACGACGACGACGACGAUGACCACGAAGACGAGGUGACGGAUAGCGCCCCAGUGGAAGACAAACUGGCCGGCGGAAAACGUCCGCGCGACAAGUCUAGGGGUGAGGCUUAA